This is a messenger RNA of Miscanthus lutarioriparius, 1656 nucleotides long. The record is from the annotation of a GenBank genome assembly. Lineage: Eukaryota; Viridiplantae; Streptophyta; Magnoliopsida; Poales; Poaceae.
AUGGCGACGAGCGUGCUAGUGGGAUUGCUCGGCGAGUCUCCUUCCCCGUGGAAGGCGCAGCAACUGCUGCUGCCGCUGUGCGCGGCGGCCCUCGCCGUCGUCGUGUGGUGCGCCGCGCGCGCGGCGGAGUGGGCGUGGCUGAGGCCGCGGCGCCUGGAACGGGCGCUGCGGGCGCAGGGCAUCCGUGGCACGGCGUACCGCCCGCUGGCCGGCGACGCGCCGCUGUCCGACCGGCUCGCCCGCGAGGCCAGGUCCCGGCCGCCCCUGCCGCCGGGCUGCCACGCCGUCGUGCCCAGGGCCAUGCCGCUCGUCCACCACGCCAUGAACGAGCACGGCAAGACCUCGGUGACCUGGUUUGGGCCGACGCCGAGGGUGAUCGUCACGGAGCCGGAGCUGGUGCGCCAGGUGCUGUCCAACAAGUUCGGCCACUUCGAGAAGGCCGGCUUCGGGCAGCUCACGCGGCUGCUGCACUACGGCGUGAGCACCCACCAGGGUAGCAAGUGGGCCAAGCACCGGAGGAUCAUCAACCCCGCCUUCCAUCUCGACAAGCUCAAGCGCAUGCUGCCAGCCUUCACAUCGUGCUGCGCCGACAUGGUGAGCAGAUGGGAGGGUUUGUUGGCCGCGGCCGACGGCGAGCCAUGCGAGGUGGACGUCUGGCCGGAGAUGCAGAGGCUGACCGGAGACGUCAUCUCGCGCGUCGCCUUCGGCAGCAGCUACCUGGAAGGCAGGAGGAUCUUCGAGCUCCAGGAGGAGCAGGUGCACCUCGCCAUGCUCGUCGCCAACAAGAUACACAUCCCUGGUUACAUGAUGCUGCCUACAAGGGUGAACCGGCGGAUGAAGCGGAUCGCGGCGGAGAUCGAAGGGGUCCUGAGAGGGAUGAUCGCGACGAGGGAGAGCUCGCUGAGAGCAGGAAAGGCGACGAGCGACGAUCUUCUCGGCCUGCUGCUGGAGUCCAACAUGGAGCAGCUCAGGGGCGAAGGCGAAGGCAAAGGCGGGAGGAGCUCCGGCGACGGCAGCAUGUCGACCGACGACGUCAUUGGAGAGUGCAAGCUGUUCUACUUCGCCGGCAUGGAGACCACGUCGGUGCUGCUCACGUGGACCAUGGUGGUGCUCUCCAUGCACCAGGAGUGGCAGGACCGUGCCAGGGAGGAGGUGCUCCGCGUCUUCGGCGGCGCCUGCACAGUGCCGGACUACGACGGCCUCAGCCGGCUCAAAAUUGUGACCAUGGUGUUGUACGAGGUGCUGCGGCUCUACACGCCGCUGCCGGCGUUGCACCGGCGGACGUACAAGCCCAUGGAGCUCGGGGGCGUCAGGUACCCGGCGGGCGUGAUGCUGAUGCUGCCGCUGCUGAGCAUCCACCACGACAAGGACGCGUGGGGGCCGGACGCCGACGAGUUCAGGCCGGAGAGGUUCGCGGAGGGAAUCGCCAGGGCGUCGUCGGGCGGGGAUGCGCCGCCGGCGUUCUUCCCGUUCGGCUGGGGACCUCGGACCUGCAUCGGCCAGACCUUCGCGCUGUUGGAGGCCAAGAUAGGGCUCGCCAUGAUCCUGGGGAAGUUCGCGUUCGAGCUCUCCCCGUCCUACUCGCACGCGCCGUUCCCCGUCGUCUUGCUCCAGCCAGAGCACGGCGCGCAGGUCAUGCUCAGGAAGCUCCGAUGA